UGAGGCAGCGUUUGGAGCCGGCUAGGGAGAUUCAGUAAGGGCAGACAAAAGGAAAAAACAUGGUGAACACAAGGAAAAGCUCACGGCCGGGGAGCGGCCCCUUCAUCUCCUCGAGGACUAGGUCGUCGUCGAGAAACGAGCGAAACUCUGAGGAACAUAAGGAGCCCAGUAGUGAUGUGAGCAGCCCCAGCAGUCCGCGCUUGCCUCCCCCUUCUAAGCGAACACGCCGGCAGACUGCCUCAGAGCCCAGCUCCAGUGAUACCUCCCCGUCCCCUCAGACAAAGGGCCAGAGGGUCACCUGGGGCAUUCCCACCUACCGCACCAGGUUGUCCUCUCGCAUAAUGCAAAAUGGUCAUGGCCAUAUGAGUCACCCGAAUGAGGAGAGUGGAGGGGGAGAUCACUCUCACAUGAAUGGCCAUGUGGAGCUGAAGAGGAGCUGCCGGGUGAGGAAGAGCCAAUUUGAACACCUCAAUCAGAGCCUGCUGUUUGACCAACUGGUCAACAGCACUGCUGAGGCUGUCCUUCAGGAGAUGGACAACAUCAGCAGCAUCAGACAGAACCGUGAGGUGGAGCGACUUCGCAUGUGGACUGGAGACACUGAGGAGGAAAACAUGGACAUGUAUUCCCGAGUGAAACGCAGGAAAUCCAUGCGCAGGAGCACUUUCAGCAUGCCUACACACCACAAAGUCAUGAGCAAAACUGAGCAGGAGGAGGAAGAAGAGGAAGGGACGGAAGAUUCUCACGGUGAGGAAGAGGAGGAUGAUGCAGAGGAUGAUGAUGAAGAUGAUGAAGGGGAUGAAGUGGAAGAGGUUGGAGAGGAAAAUGACAGACCGUAUAACCUGAGGCAGCGAAAGACUGUACAGAGAUAUGAGGCACCACCUAUUGAGCCUGUGAACAGAAAACAGAGCAACCCCUCACUUUUUGACACCCACAGAUCCCCAGCAAGAAGAAGCCAUAUAAGAGUGAAGAAACAUGCCAUUCACAGCAGUGACACCACCUCGUCUUCUGAUGAAGAGCGGUUUGAGCGGAGAAAAAGCAAGAGCAUGGCCCGGGCUAGGAACAGGUGUUUGCCUAUGAACCUAACUGCAGAAGACCUGGCGAGUGGGGUGCUGCGUGAUCGGGUGAAAGUGGGUGCCAGCUUAGCUGAUGUGGAUCCCAUGAACCUUGAUAGCUCUGUGAGAUUUGACAGUGUGGGUGGCCUCAGUAAUCACAUUCAAUCACUGAAGGAGAUGGUGGUGUUCCCACUGCUUUACCCUGAGAUCUUUGAGAAGUUUAAGAUUCAGCCUCCCAGAGGGUGUUUGUUCUAUGGCCCUCCAGGGACAGGAAAGACCCUGGUAGCACGGGCGCUUGCCAAUGAGUGUAGCCACGGAGACAGGAAGGUUUCCUUCUUCAUGAGGAAAGGAGCCGACUGCCUCAGCAAGUGGGUCGGUGAAUCAGAACGCCAGCUACGCCUGCUUUUUGACCAGGCUUACCUGAUGAGGCCAUCCAUUAUUUUCUUUGAUGAGAUUGAUGGUUUGGCUCCUGUUCGCUCCAGCAGACAAGACCAGAUACACAGUUCUAUUGUGUCCACUCUGCUGGCCUUGAUGGACGGCUUGGACAGUCGUGGGGAGAUAGUGGUCAUUGGUGCUACAAACAGACUUGACUCUAUCGACCCGGCACUCAGGAGGCCUGGACGCUUUGACCGGGAGUUUCUGUUCAGCCUGCCCGACAAGAAGGCCAGAAAGCACAUCUUGGAGAUUCACACACGGGACUGGAAUCCCAAAUUGGCUGAGCCAUUUGUAGAUGAACUUGCAGAAAAAUGUGUCGGCUACUGCGGUGCUGACAUCAAAGCACUUUGCACAGAGGCAGCCUUGGUGGCGUUGCGCCGCCGCUACCCCCAGAUCUACGGCAGCAGUGUCAAACUGAAGCUGGAUGUCACCUCCAUUGUCCUGGGGCCUGGUGACUUCAGCAAGGCCAUGAGGACAAUCGUCCCAGCCUCCCAGAGGGCCCUUGCUCCCCCGGGCCGAGCCCUGUCCCCCACCCUCAGGCCCCUGCUGGCCAGCUCUUUCUCCUUGGUGCUGAAAGCUCUGCUCCGAGUCUUCCCCCAUGCUCAGUGUACUGACAGGGACAACACACAUGGCGGUGACAAUCAACUGCUCGAAGAGGACUUGUAUAGCGACGAUGACAAUGAGGAAGGCUCUGCUUCCAUUUAUGAAGUCCAGCCUGCUGCAUCCCCAAAGAGUCAGCUCUCCUCUUCUGCAACGCACAGACCCUUCCUCCAUUUCUCCUCCUCUGCUCUCCAACAGCCCACAGCAUACCGGCCUCGUCUGCUCCUGGCCGGGGCCCCAGGCUCAGGACAGAGCUCCCACUUGGCCCCUGCCUUGCUGCACCAUCUGGACAAGCUGCCAGUGCACCUCCUGGAUUUGCCCACUCUCUACUCCGUCAGCGCUAAGACGCCAGAGGAGUCCUGUGCUCAGGUUUUCCGUGAGGCACGCCGGAGCGUGCCCAGUGUGGUAUUCAUGCCACAUGUCUCAGAGUGGUGGGAGACAGUGAGUGACACUGUGAAGAGCACCUUCCUCACCUUGCUGCAGGAUGUACCCUCUUUCAGCCCUGUCCUUAUCCUUGCUACUGCCGAGAGUCACUAUUCACAGCUGUCAGAUGAGGUGAGAAGUAUGUUCCAGAGGACCUAUGGGGAGGUGGUGACGCUGUGCCCUCCAGGAGAAGAGGACAGAAGGAGCUUCUUCUCUGACCUCCUGCUGGUCCAAGCAGCCAGGGCUCCACCCCGCCUCAGGAAUACAGACAUGUGUAAAGAGGUACUACCAGUGGCAGAGGCUCCAGGCCCCAGAGUCCUGUCAGCAGAGGAACAGCGCCGCCUGGCUGAACAGGAGGAGAACACACUACGGGAGCUCAGGCUCUUUCUCAGGGACGUGACCAAGCGUCUGGCCACUGACAAGCGUUUUAACAUCUUCAGCAAGCCAGUUGACAUUGAGGAGGUGUCAGACUACCUGGAAGUUAUUCGGCAGCCUAUGGACCUGUCCACUGUCAUGACCAAGAUUGACACCUACCAGUAUCUGACAGUAAAGGACUUCCUGGUGGACAUCGACCUCAUCUGCAGUAAUGCUUUAGAAUACAAUCCUGACAAGGACCCUGGAGACAAAGUGAUUAGGCACCGAGCAUGCAGCUUAAAGGACACAGCCCAUGCUAUAUUUGCUGCCGAGCUGGACCCCGAGUUCGACCGCAUGUGUGAAGAGAUCAAGGAGGCACGCAGGAAAAGGGACCUCCAGACGCCAGCUCAGCCGACGCCAGUGCUGGGUGCUGUGGCAACCAGAAAGCACCACACUGCUGGAGAGGAGCAGGCCAGGAGCAGCACUCAAGGGGAGGCCACUUACAAACAGUGCACCACUAAUCACAUAAAGCGGAAGAUUCGCCGGAGGCCAUCUUGGGGGCGGGGCAUCAUCCGUAAGAAGAAGAACUACAAGAAAGGAACAGAAGAGGAGGAGGAGGAGCCUGAGGCAGAGGUGGAAGCAGCGGGGCCCAGCGACUCGUGUUUGACGCAGGAUGAGGAAUCAUCUUGUGAUACCAUGGGGCCCCAGCCCAAUGGCCAUCAUCCCCAUGUCCCCUCUACUGAGGAGGAGAGCUCCAAUGAGCCCCCUGUUGCAGCUCCCGCUGAACCCCCAGAUGCCAGUGAAGCCCAAGAAGACGCAACACUUAAGGAAGAGGUGUCCACAGCCAAAGAGGCAGAGUCGGAGAACACGGAGAAACACAGUGAGCUGCACUGCCUUGAUGACAGUUCUCAGCCCAGGGCAGACGGGGAGAGCCAGGACAAGCAGGCUGACUUCCAGCCUUUAAAUGAAGCGUCUGAGUCUUCAGAUGCUGAGGCCCAGCCUAAGCACACAGGGGGUCUCCUAGUGUCACAAGUUGACUGUGUGAAUGGAAACGAGUCAAUGGACAGCCUGGACUCACAGAGCCUCAAGAGGAGCAGUGAGGCUGAGAAAAUGACUCCUCAGAGCACGGCGGAGGGCUCUAAUAAUAAUCCAGAUCAGGAAGAGCACAAAGACAAAAAUGAGAGCAAACCAACUCAGGAGCUCCCUCCCCAGGAUGGGAGGGCAGUAACAGAAAAUGUUGAUGAAGAUCAAGAUAAAGAAGGGGGUUCCAAAGCCAGGAAAUGCAAGAAGAGCCUGUCAGAGCAGCUGAAGGGAUCUGCCGAGAGGACAGAAGAAGAGCCACAGCCAGUCCCUCCCCAUCCUCCAGUAGUGGUUGACCACCAGCGACUUUUGGCUCUACUGGAUAUGGUGGUGAAGAAGAGUGAAGGCUACAGCGUAGAGCAGCUGGAGAGACUGUACUCCCUUCUCAGCCAGUGUAUCUACCAGCACCGCAGAGAGUACGAAAAGACCCAGCUACUGGAGGAGAUGGAGGAGAGAAUCCAGCAUUUUGAUACAUUCCUGUGAGAUGGAGAGAAAACCUUUCAGGUCGAUCCUGAACAGCCCGGGACCACAAAGACACACACAGACUGAGCGAGAGAGAGAGAGCGAAGGAGCUUCUGAGUCGAGCCCUCAACACAGAAACACACACAGAGGAAAUCCGGCGCCCCUCCCGUCGCUGGGAGGGAACACGACAAGGUUGAGGACAGAGACAUUCAAUGGUGCUAUUGUCUCAGGAACCUGGCCAGAUCCAGACCCAUUCUACACAACCAAACUCCUGGAGGUGUGUCAGUCACACACACGCACGCACGCACACACCAACUGUGACGGGCAACCCUGGUGCUACUCGGGUGCUAUCCUAACUUUUGUCCAUGCUGCUCUUGGGAUUACUUCUUAACUUGGAUGACUAGCAAAACCAACAGAUCGGGUGAUGUCACAUCGCAGCCUGGCCGCUUCCACCCCCGGAGCGGGCCGUGCAUACACACUCACACGCCCUGACACUUGGGUAUGUAUGUAUUUCUACAGACACACACCAGAAAUGCACACACACGCACUCGCUCAGAUCCUCACCAGCAGAAGUGUGAAUGCAGAGUGCCGCCAGGAGAUGAGGACAGAUAAUGUUGUGAAUCGGUUAACCACGCCGCUGAGCCCUCGAGUGGGACGCUUCGUCGCUGGCCAGUUGUCGCCUCGCUAUCAAGCAGCUCAUUUCUUCUGCCAUUUCAGCUACUUGAUUAGUUCAACAUCUGAGCCGCCACCACCCAUAACAAUAGUUUACAAAGAAGUUCUAGUAGGAACACAAACUGGUCAGCACAGCAGGACUAGAAGCAAGUUUGUCCUCUUUCUAACAGUGCUCAUCAGGUGCUGUAGGCUGUUAGUCCCCUUGGUGUCCGUCUCAGAGUUACCGGUGAACGAGCUUAGCGUCGCCCGCACGUUAGCCGUGCAACCACCUCGCUCAUAGACCGCCUCAGGCAUCAGUCUUCGCAGACUGCCACGUCCUGAAUAGUUUGCGGUAGCUGAGCCCCCCUUCCUCACUGCAUUCACAGUCUGAAUGUUUUCCCUCACCACUCAAGCUGUGCCCGCCAGUUGAUUUUCCUACCGACACCCCGGCUGAGGAACUGGAAGCAGUACAAAUUGGAACGCGUCUAUAGAGUUUGCACUGCCUAGUGUGUGCCUUAUUUGAAACCUCAUCUGAAACUCUGAUAUAUUAAACAGGAUUUUUUAUUUACUUCUCGUGACAAUGAAAAGGCUCCAAGUUGGGGUGGGUCUUAACCACUGAGGUCACUGUGACCUUGAAGCAAAAAAGAAACAAAAAAAAAUUUCUCAAUGCCAUUAGGUUGUUUAAAAACAUAUCUCUGCUAUACAUCUCCAACCUUGGCCAAGUGACAACAUUAGAAAAUCAGCAGAAUACGAAAGGAGUUUUGGAUAACACUUACCUUCUGCAGCUGUGUCGGUGUCCGGCCAGAUAUGUCUCAAGCACUUGAAAUGUUUUUACCAUAUUUAAAUGUAUUCAUGCCCUGUUAAACCCAGACCUGUUGUGGAGGUCAGUCUCCACCUGAGCAGACAGCAGGUGUACGAAGAGGUUGACAACACCAGCUUUCCUUCAGUUUUUUUCAUAUGCAAAACAUAAUGAUGCGAGUCACGUGAUUUACUGUGCCAAGUGUUAUCCCACUCCCUCAAAAGGUGCUGACAUGACGGUGCCCGUUCACAGGAAUUCUGUUUCGACUAUGAAAAUGUUCUGUUAGAUGGUCAUGACAACCUAUGUAUUAUGUUGUGCAUUUGAUAAUUCUUUGUUUUUUUUAUACAAUGCUUUGCUUGAGUUGAGAUUGUUUUUGCAUGGGUUGUGAAUCCAUAAUGAACAAGGCCAUUCUAGGCAGUGCCCGUCACUAAGGUGUAUAAAGUAUCACAUGAUUUUUAUGUUUUAUUUUUCCUCCUUUCAGAAAUGUGUGUACCGACUCUGUGGGUUUGUUUCACUCUGUUUUUCUCCACAUCAGACGAGAGAAGCUGGAUUCCAAUCUGUGGCCAGCACAGUAGACAUUUUCUGACUGUAGUAAAUGAAGGUAUUUACUGAAGCUUUAUAAGGUUUUCAUGGCAUUUUCAUGGUUUGGGAGAUGCCAUGUUUUGAGCAGGUGUAGGCUGGAGAAGGCCCCUUCUCUCUCUCUCAAAGCACUCUUGUCCAAUCCUCAAACCUCUUGGUGCAACUCUGACCCCAGCUCACCUCUGCCUUUUCUCAAAUUCUAGGUGACAAAAGCAAAGACCAUAUGCAAACUGGCAAUGACAGGUUAGCACUUGGACUACUGCAGAGAGAAAAACCAACGCUACCUCAGCUUAAUUUAUUUUAAUGCGAAAACUGUUUACUGGGUACAAACACAGUAUUUUUCUUCCCCCCAAAAUACUGUUGCUACAUCUACAGUACCAUCUAAGGUACCAGAUCAGUGCAACGACGGCUGCUGCAGUAAUCCAAGAGUUGUUUAUAUCUCUCCGAUUGUUAUGUAUGUUUGCAUUUGAGCCAGAUGAUGAUUGCAUAAGUUCUAAGGAUAUUUCAUGGACUAUAUAUUUUAUGCUUUAGUUUCAGGUUAAUUUCUACUGUACCUUGACACUGGGGAGAUAAUCCUAGAUCUGCUCCUCUUUCAUAAUGUCACCCCAUACCUUGUUAGAAGCUAUAGAGAGCAUUCUCUGCCUCUUUACACACUCGCCUUUUUCUUCCAAAUCAAGUUUGUUUUUGCAGAUUUUCAUCUCAUGAUUCUGAUUAUUUAUUAUUAAACAUGUUUUACACCUAAUAUUCAGUAAAUUGUCUUUUUGUACGUUUGAAAUUUAACAAAUCGGGAAGCGUCACGUGUACGUUUGAACAAUGUUGCUGAAUUGCGUAGCGUUUGUGUAGCAGGUUUAUUUGGCGUGUGCGGGGGAAUAAAGGGUUUACAGGUCUCUCAGGUUCAACACGCGACAACAUGCCCUUUCAACGUUUCUAUUUAUUUCAUUGUUCUGGUGUUUUAUUCGUUAAAGUGGUUACAGACUGUGGCAUACUGGAAGAGACUAACAUUAGGAUGGAGGUGUUAUUUAAAGUGUCCGUCUAAUACGUCGCAGGAAGAGAAACAGGACCAGACUAACUUUUUAUUGUUUUUCACUUCGUCUCCACUUUCUGCCAAAAGAGUUAUUUUUUAUGAGUUUAAAAACGCGUAUGGAAACAAAAUAUGGGUAGUUAAAUGUCAUACAUUGUGAUAUUACUUUCUAAUUAUAUAUUGUAGCCAGUUUGGACUAACAACCAAUUUUUGUCUGGUAGUUGAGACUACUUAGUCCAGUAUGCAGAAGGAAAGGGUUUGUUCCAUCCUGAAUUACUUUGUUCUUCCCUGUUUUUCACAGUUAAUUUAGUCCAGACUUUCCAUAGCUUUGUCAAUUCUGUUCGUGUAUUUUAACACACCUGUUCGCAAUUGUUACGUUAGUGUAAGUUAUAUUUGAAAUGAAACAUUUACUGUAUUUCUCAAAUAAACUGCUGUGAUAUACUUGAAUAAAGGUUC
Molecule: messenger RNA, 7912 nt
Organism: Chelmon rostratus (copperband butterflyfish)
Lineage: Eukaryota; Metazoa; Chordata; Actinopteri; Chaetodontiformes; Chaetodontidae
Gene: atad2b
Product: ATPase family AAA domain containing 2B
Exons: 28
Coding region: 60-4427 (1455 amino acids)
Biological process (GO): positive regulation of transcription by RNA polymerase II
Cellular component (GO): nucleus
Molecular function (GO): chromatin binding; histone binding; ATP binding
Source: RefSeq, a predicted model, not a curated record